UGACUGAACAAUCUGACAGAUAACGCAUCACUCAUAUUGGUCCAAAGUCCAUAUUUCCACAGCCAAUGAAACACACUGGCACAGAUUCACAGUUCACAGAGACUUUACAGAUCUCUUAAUUGUGGAAUACCGGCUCCACAUCUCAAGUGUUUAGGACAGAAGAGAGAGAUGGAUAUCCUGGAGACAAGUGAAUAUGAUCGGAGACAACGCAGGAACACGACCUGCGUUGUAUUUCUGUAUCUCCUCCCCUUUUUUGCAUCCUGCACGAUAUAUUUUUACUUAUGGAUCCCAGAUUCUGCCCCAUCUUUGAUGGCCGCUGGCAUAAAGGCCGCCCCUGUCCUCUCUCUGGCUCUUCUGGUUUUCAUCUAUAACGGAGGGUGGAGUCUCCUGGGCGUGGCAGGAGGGUUGCUGCUGUCGGCGGGAGGAGACUGUUGCCUUAUUUGGCCACAAUUAUUUAUCCCUGGAAUGGGCUGUUUUGCUUUGGCCCACAUGCUUUACGCCGUCACAUUCCUCUCCUCUCGAUAUUCUAAAACCUCCUCCUCCUCCUCCUCAGUCCUGAUCCUUAACCUCCUGCUGUGGUCGAUCGGUGGUGGAAUAUAUGUUUACCUGGUGCCCUUCCUCCGACUCGAUCCAGAUGCCGACAUUCUCGUUCCAGCUAUUGGAGGUUACGUCCUGCUCAUCGUCAUCAUGGCCACGAUGGCAACUCGUACACGUCGGUCACUCCUCAUUAUGGGUAGUGUGAUCUUUAUGGCGUCUGACCUUACGAUUGCACUCACAAAGUUCAACGUCGUUGAUCUAGAAUACAAAAAACACAUCAUUAUGAUUACAUACUACCUGGCACAAUUGAUGAUCGCGCUUGGUGACGUGAAAGCAUGGAUGGAGGCGGAUUCUGAUGACAUCCUCAAGUGGAAGAGGUCAUAAGAUUGCUCUGCACGCAGGAUGUGCCAAUAGUGCCCAGUCGUAGUACAAGUUUGUGUAUUAUUACUGAGAAAGGUUCAACACGACUGCCAAUCUUGGAUCUAAAAUGCAUUACUUCUGUACGGACAUGAUUUAAAUUCAAUAUGGACCUAUUUUUAGCAAACCUUUGUUGAGUUGAUGAAGGCCAAACUCACCACUGACUCUCCUGACAGUUUUCUCCUAACGUAUUUUGAUGUUUUAAAAUACUGAUAACCGUGUUAACAUCUGGACUUAAGUGUGCAUAGCAGAGUGAGUCACAUUUGAACAGAAAUAAAGGAGACGAUACUGUA
This is a messenger RNA of Triplophysa dalaica, 1247 nucleotides long. It is a transcript of the gene tmem86b, whose product is annotated as transmembrane protein 86B. The record is from RefSeq and is a predicted model, not a curated record. Gene Ontology annotation, cellular component: membrane. The transcript has 3 exons. Bases 169 to 921 code for a protein of 250 amino acids. Lineage: Eukaryota; Metazoa; Chordata; Actinopteri; Cypriniformes; Nemacheilidae.